CACACUUCCGGUAGUUUGCUGUCUGUCCCAUUCCUUGGCAACUCUAUGGUGAGCUUGUGGAAGUUGCCUGAAUGUUCGGCUGCAGAUUGGGGUUGUCUCGGCUGACCUCGGGCUCCUUCUUUCAGGGUGCUGUGAUGGACCCCCGGUGACGGUGGACAGGCUGUACUCCCAAUAAUAAGCUGCCAGGGUUUCCUACCAGCACUGUGUGUAUGUUAUUGGCUCAGUAGCCAUGUCUGAGAGCACAGCCAGCCAGAAUGGCAACAAAGUGCUGAUCAAAUCCGGGGGGAACCCCAACUUUGAGUUUCCACAAGACCCAGAGCUGGACUUUGAUGAAACUGAUUCUCCACCUGAACGUCUAGUAAUGAAUGGCAAAAGACGGUUCCCAAAUGUGACGGCCAUCCCCAGUCAGCUCCUGCUUGUGUCUCUGCUUGAGCACCUUUGCUGUGUUCAUGAGCAAAUCCCUCAGCGCUCCAAGUAUCUGUUCAAAUUGCUGUGUCAGACCUUUACCAAAAUGGGCUUGUUAACACCAUUUGCCUUCAGCGAUGAGUUCAGCUCAGUGAGACUCCAGCACAGCACAGCAAUCACAGAACUGCUCAAUGCUGCUAAACGGCACAUGUAUAAAGAGGAAAUAUCCACUGGGGAGUGGAACGCACAACUGACAAGGACAAAGCACAUGCUUGCUGAUGCACAGACCUCGCGCUACUUGAAUGAGUUUGAUGAGCUUGCCCAGCUUGGUAAAGGUGGCUAUGGGAGAGUAUACAAGGUCAGAAACAAGCUUGAUGGCCAGUUUUAUGCCGUUAAAAAAAUCCUGAUUAAAAAAGUAUCAAGGAGUGAUUGCAAAAAGGUACUCCGUGAAGUCAAAGUUUUGGCAGGGCUCCAGCACCCGAACAUUGUUGGUUACCACACUGCUUGGAUGGAACAUGUUCAGCCUCCAAACUCAAAAUGCAAGUCUGUUCCUCAGCUGGCGGCUAUUAGAGGGUCUUCUGCACAGAGUUCUGACCAGGAUACCAGGGGGAUACAAAGUGUAGAAAGCAGUGGUUCCUUUAUCACAUUUGCAGAGACUUCCGAUGGAAAUAACACUCGUGCCUCCUCGGGAAGCAGUAUGUCUGUGUCAUCCGUGACUAAGCCGAGGACCCCAACCCCAAAGGAAGGGAAUGGCUGUCCAGUCUCUAAUGCUCUGUCUGAAAGUCUCAAAGACACCAAUUCCAACUUGACAUCCUCAGCGCACAUUUGCAGUAAACUCCACCCACCUCAAGACAUCUCUUUGCAAGACUCCUCGGACGAGGAGGUUGAUUCUAGUGAUUCAUCCAGUGAUGAAGAAUGCCCACAAAAGGAAUUAUGUUUGCAUCGACAUUUUGAGAUAGAGUAUCAUUUAAUGCUGCACAUACAGAUGAAACUGUGUGAAAAAUCGCUGUGGGACUGGAUUGUAGAGCGCAAUACUCGUUACAGAGAGACCAAAGAUGCUACCCGUUGCUUUGAUUUUGUAGAUGUCAGGUGCACAAUGAGAAUUUUUUAUCAGCUUCUAGAAGGGGUACAAUACAUCCAUUCAAUGAAAGUCCUGCACAGAGAUCUCAAGCCUAGAAAUGUGUUUCUACAUGGCCCUGAUCUCCAUGUACGCAUUGGAGAUUUUGGACUUGCCUGUGGAGCUAUUCUACAGCAUUCCAGAGACCACUGGUUGCAGAAAGAUGGAGACAACGAAUCAACUCGCACAGAGAGAGUAGGCACAUGUCUGUAUGCUGCACCAGAACAGCUAGAAGGAUCUAAUUCUAACUUUAAGUCUGAUAUGUACAGUUGUGGCAUCAUAUUACUGGAACUCCUUCACCCGUUUGGAACUGAAAUGGAAAGGGAGAAAGUCUUGACGGCUCUGAGGAGUGGAAUGUUUCCAGAAUCAUUUGAAACCCAAUGGCCUACACAAAGUAAAUACAUCAAACUUCUGACCAGUGCAGACUGCGCAACGCGUCCAUCUGCUUCACAACUUCUGGAAAGUGACCUGUUCUACGGUGAGAAAAAUGUGAUUCAGGAUCUGAGAAAAAAGGUGCUUGACCUGGAAGAAGAAAAUGCAAAAUUAAAACAGAUGCUGCAAGAACAGACUUUGUCUUCAACCUCAAGGGAACAUACUGGUAUCAAAGACACAGCAGUUUAAUUAUUCUGUAAAUUACAGUACAAAAAUUCUUGCCAAACCGUUCCCUUACCUGUGUUUUGAAAUAUUUUAUUGUAAUAAACUGUAUUUAUGCAAA
This is a messenger RNA of Pelobates fuscus (common spadefoot toad), 2237 nucleotides long. It is a transcript of the gene EIF2AK1, whose product is annotated as eukaryotic translation initiation factor 2 alpha kinase 1. The record is from RefSeq and is a predicted model, not a curated record. Gene Ontology annotation, molecular function: ATP binding; eukaryotic translation initiation factor 2alpha kinase activity. NCBI's taxonomy places the organism in Eukaryota, Metazoa, Chordata, Amphibia, Anura, Pelobatidae. Gene Ontology annotation, cellular component: cytosol; cytoplasm; nucleus. The coding region runs from base 230 to 2143 and encodes 637 amino acids. Gene Ontology annotation, biological process: protein phosphorylation. The transcript has 15 exons.